This is a messenger RNA of Sphaerulina musiva SO2202, 513 nucleotides long. RefSeq lists its product as uncharacterized. The record is from RefSeq and is a predicted model, not a curated record. Lineage: Eukaryota; Fungi; Ascomycota; Dothideomycetes; Mycosphaerellales; Mycosphaerellaceae. The transcript is spliced from 3 exons. Bases 1 to 513 code for a protein of 170 amino acids.
AUGGCGCCUGCUACAAAGUCGAAAAAGCCAGUGGCAGCAGCGGCAGCAGCAACAGAAUCGAUCAUCAGCAGCCAGAGCGCGCACGGCGAAUCUGACGUUGAAACGCCUCAAUCGCAGUCACAGCAGAUUGAUACCGAAAUGUUGAAGCUCGCCAUCAAGAAGUCCAAAGAGCAGUCCACAACGCUCAAAGCCAAGCGCGAAAAAGAAAUCGAGCGCAAACACAAACAGCGUCUCAGCAAGCUCCAGAAGAAAAUCGACGAAGCCCACAAACAGCAACAAGACACAGCAGCGGUAACUAAACGUGUUCCAACCACAGAACAACCAGACGCGAAAUCCACCAACCCAAACUCCACCGUCUCAAGACCCUUCUCGCCCGAAGACGAGACCUCCAAAACCAAUGGAUACGGUCGUUCGAUACCCUCGGACUCGCUUGGAAAGCUACGAUCGAACAAGUCGAACAAACGGUCAAGGAUCACAAGGCAGGAUACGAGAAAACUUUUGGGUCGCAUUUGA